GCGCUAACUAUGUUUGGAUCAUACACUAGUCCACUGUUUCACUAUUGUUGACCUGAGAAGUCCUUUCCUAGUAACGCUCGAUGCGAUAUUUUUCCGUAGAGUGGACUUGUAGAAUCCAUUCCAGACAAAAAGAGCGCAGCGGGAGACCAGCAAUAACAGACCGACACUGUCCGUGUUCCGAUGAGGCUGGCUUUUAGUCAUCUAUCCUGGCCCUUUUCCGCUUAGUUGAGGUUAACGCCUGGAAGAACAGGUGUGUAGCGGUAGCUGUAUAUCCUCAGUCAUCGUUGCUUGUUGAGAUGUUGGCAUGGUAGUUGUUAUUGAUAUGUAAGAGACAAACAAUGUACAUACUUCUGGUAGUGACAACUUCCAGGUUCAGCUUCAUAGGACAUAACAAAGUCCAAGGAUCAACAAUUGUCGCUCUUCUUCUGCUCGUCCUACAAAAUGCAGCAUCAAUCAUUCUACAACACAAUAUCCAGGCCCACAGCACCGAGAACAAGAACUUCGAUCCACUGACAGGCAUCCUCCUUUCCGAACUCCUCAAACUGGCCAUCUCCCUCCUCUGCAUCACCCAAACAGCAAAACAGCCCAAAUCCCUCCUCACCACCCUCAAAGCAAACCACGAAGAAGCCAUCCUCCCAGCCCUCCUCUACACCGCGGCCUCCUUCGCACAAAGCAUCGGCGCCUCCUCCCUCGACCUCCUCCCAUUCACCGCGCAGCACUGGACCUCCACCCUCACAAUGACAGCGGGAAUCAUCCUCGCCCAGACAGGCGCUAACGCCUCGGCUGAGAACCAGCACCGAACCACAGCCAAAACCCACCCGCAUCCCCUCCCAGGCAGCCUCGCCAUGCUUCUAUCUGGUUCAUACGUCGCACUCGGAUCCCUCUACAUCGAACGAUCUCUCAAGCGCGCCGCAAACAACACCACAAAUACAACCGCGAACGCCUUCUUCAUCCGGAACGCCCAACUCGCCGCGCAUAGUCUCCUGUUCGCACUGCUUUCAUUUCUAUGGAGGGAAAAGUGCAGAAUAGAUGGAUCCAGUGUCUUGCAGGGUUUUAGCACCCUGGUCUGGGUGUUUGUGGUUUUACAAGCGUCCGGUGGGUUUCUGGUGGCGUGGUGUGUGAGGGUUACGAGUUCUGUGACGAAGAAUUAUGCGCAGGGGAUGGGGUUUGCGAUUGCGGUUGCGGGGCCGUUGGUUGUAGAGUCUAAGGAUGUUGAUCCGAAGGUGAGUAGAAGUAGUUGUUUGAGGGGGCAUGGCUGAUGUCGGUAGCUUCUUGUCGGGGUUGUGCUGGUGUUGGGUGCGGUUGUUGGGUCCGCGUUGGCGGGGCAGAGUAUGAGGGUAACUAGUCCGAUGGAGAAGAGGGAGGUGAAAGGCGUGGUGUAGUCGAGUGAUGACAGGA
This is a messenger RNA of Aspergillus novofumigatus IBT 16806, 1398 nucleotides long. RefSeq names its product putative nucleotide-sugar transporter. The coding region runs from base 339 to 1259 and encodes 306 amino acids. Gene Ontology annotation, cellular component: Golgi membrane. Gene Ontology annotation, molecular function: UDP-galactose transmembrane transporter activity. Lineage: Eukaryota; Fungi; Ascomycota; Eurotiomycetes; Eurotiales; Aspergillaceae. Gene Ontology annotation, biological process: pyrimidine nucleotide-sugar transmembrane transport. The transcript is spliced from 4 exons. The record is from RefSeq and is a predicted model, not a curated record.